Nomascus leucogenys (northern white-cheeked gibbon) is the source of this 246-nucleotide messenger RNA. Its product is annotated as 40S ribosomal protein S27-like. Gene Ontology annotation, cellular component: ribosome; cytosolic small ribosomal subunit. Gene Ontology annotation, molecular function: structural constituent of ribosome; RNA binding. Bases 1 to 246 code for a protein of 81 amino acids. NCBI's taxonomy places the organism in Eukaryota, Metazoa, Chordata, Mammalia, Primates, Hylobatidae. The record is from RefSeq and is a predicted model, not a curated record. The transcript has a single exon. Gene Ontology annotation, biological process: translation; ribosomal small subunit assembly.
AUGCCUCUCACAAAGGAUCUCCUUCAUCCCUCUCCAGAAGACGACAAGAGGAAACACAAGAAGUGCCUGGGGCAGAUCCCCAGUUCCUGCUUCAUAGAUGUGAGAUGUCCAGGAUGCUCUACAGUCACAAUGGCCUUUUCCUAUGCACGAACAGUAGUUUCAUGUGUUGGCUGCUCCACUGUCCUCUGCCCACCUAUAGGAGGAAAAACAAGGCCUACAGAAGGAUGUCCCUUCAGGAGGAAGUAG